AUGCCUCGAUACUAUUGCGACUAUUGUGACACGUACCUCACGCAUGAUUCGCAAGCAGGUCGUAAACAGCAUAAUCGCGGCUGGAAACAUCGUGAAAAUGUCAAGCUUUAUUAUGAGCAAUUCUUGGCUGGACAGGGCGUCGUUAUGACGCCUGGUGAGUGGUUACGCGGACCGACACUGUCUGGUUCAUUGCCUCCUCGACCCAGUGGACUUCCUAAUGGCGGGAUGCCCGGUGGAUAUCCACCGCGUGGUGUCCCUCCCCGAGGCAUGAUGGCUCCUUUAGGAAUGCGACCGCCCAUGUUUCGAGGACCUCCGCGUGGACCGCCACUGAUGGGAGGUAUAGGCAUGAGAGGGCCACCUGGACCAAGUAGCAUGGGUGGACCUCCACCACGAUCAAUCUAUGGACCAUAA
Molecule: messenger RNA, 411 nt
Organism: Peronospora farinosa
Lineage: Eukaryota; Oomycota; Peronosporomycetes; Peronosporales; Peronosporaceae
Source: the annotation of a GenBank genome assembly